Messenger RNA from Brugia pahangi, 252 nucleotides. The record is from the annotation of a GenBank genome assembly. Lineage: Eukaryota; Metazoa; Nematoda; Chromadorea; Rhabditida; Onchocercidae.
AUGUGUGAACAAGAUGAAACAAUUAAUGGAUUGGAUGUAAUACAAAAUUACUAUCAGUAUGAUUUGCUUGAUCAGUUGCGCUCAUUAAUUGAUAGUUCUACCGAACAUUUAUAUCCAUUGAUGUGCCGAUUUUAUCUUCCAAUACAGUAUCACUCGGAUCUAACGAACGAAACCAAUAACGAAAUCAAGGAAUCAAUCAUUGCAAUUAAGCAAGCGGUAAAUGAUGUUGUUGAAAUGGUCACCAAAUUAUGA